Molecule: messenger RNA, 2148 nt
Organism: Saccostrea cuccullata (small rock oyster)
Lineage: Eukaryota; Metazoa; Mollusca; Bivalvia; Ostreida; Ostreidae
Exons: 10
Coding region: 40-1323 (427 amino acids)
Source: RefSeq, a predicted model, not a curated record
UAAAUUAUACGUACGAGUUAACUACUAAAUUAAUAAACAAUGGAGGAAAGUCGAACACCUUCCCCUCAUCCUGAUGAUUCUAAAUCGGGGAUUAAGAACAGUGAUUCCUUCCAAGAAAUGAUGCGGGCAAUUAAAACGGAACGAACCAAAGAAUCGCUGACCAUUUCCACUGACGGAUUUGAAAUGAUGGACGACUCCACCUCUUUUUGGACAGAUCUCUUCACUAAAUACUUUAUAGAUCCAUCACGAGUUCCAGACGACCAGCGAGACGACAUGUUGUUCUAUGUCAGGAAGACACACAAUCCUAAAAACAAGUCAUUUACAUUCAGACCUGAAAUAGAGGUCUAUAGGCGAGACUCGAAGACCCUCCCAUCCCUGGAGGAUAAAACCAUUGAUUGGGAGGAAACAGUGUAUAUGAACAUCAUCUCACACCAGUUAGUUUAUACUGCCACUUGUGCAGUUUGUACAAGGACAAGUGAACAGCAUCUUCAAAUCCUCAAAAAGUUUUCUCAGAGAGUUUACCCUUCUCCAAGUAAGAGAAGAAUGGACGAUAAGGGAACAGAGGAAGAACUCACAUAUCCAAACAUAUAUUUCACUGUAGAUAAUUUUGAAGAGGCCUUUGGAGAUAUAAUGGUAAGAGAUGGAGAGAUGGUAUGUGUAGAGUUAACAGCCACAGACAGACAUGGCAGGGUACAAGGGGUGAUAUUCCUGGGCUCUGUCCGGUACGAGGUGCUAAAAAAAGUUUACGAUGCCAGGCUGAGCCUUACUUCCAAAAUGAUGCAGACAAUGUCCCUGGGGAUGAUAAAACAGAACAAGAGGGUGGAGUUUGUCAGAAUGAGAGGGCCCAAGAGUAAAGGUCACGCAGAGAUCGCGGUCAGUAGAGUGCCAGGAUCAGGGCCAGAGACACCCAACAAGGAAAACUUCAGGCUGGAAGAUUUCAACAAUGAACAGGAAGCCAAUGAGCAGAACCAGUACACACAUCGUCGGAUGAGUGAUCCGAGCGAAUCCUUCGGAUCUUUUGUACGAGGAGGAAUCCGACGACUGAGUUUGAAAAAAUCCCGAUCAGAGACUGAGAAUGUGAACGCGGGAAUAGAAAAUUGCCAGGAAGUUGAAGCCACAACCUUACAAAAUGAACUAGAGAGAUCCACCCAUGCCAAUGGAUUCCUUGGGAAGGCCUUUGGACAGGCUUGGAUGCUGUUUAAAGAACAGAAGAGAGCCACCAGUGUAGCCCUGAAUGCCUACUUAACAUAUGUCACCCUCCCCUGGCAUUGGAUUAUAGCAGAUCUAAUUGAAGCUCAACAGAGGCCAGUGUUAACAUCUUGAUAGAUAACUCAUGGACAUUUAUUGUGAAGCACAGCUGUGUUGUAUGGCACUGCAAGAUUUCACCAGUUCUUGGAAGCUUCACUGAGAUCAACACUCAUGACAGUGGAUCUCUCACAGCUCUAGUCAUAACUCUAGUCAACAGGUGAAGAUUGUGUUAGCCACCAGAUUCUAAACCAGAGUGUGUACAUAAAGUAUGUGUUUAUUGGCAUUUUGAGUAGAUUAGUGAUAUGAUGUAUACUCAGGAUUCUCUGUGAGGGAAUUCCAUAUGUGUCAGAACAGCAGUGUACUGUAAAACAACUUUUAUUCACAUGCAGGAAAUAUUCAGGAGUUUCAUUACGUACUUGCUUCAACUGCAAAUAUUUCUUGCUGCAAGCAAUUUAUUUUAUUGUGUAGAUUUUUUCCACAUUGGUGCAAUUAACAUGUGCGAAAUAGAUCAGAAAGGACAAAAAACAAUAAAAAUUGUCGAGAAUAAUAGUUGAUUUACAGUACAUUAUUUGACUUGCAGUAUUUAUUUGUAUAUAUAAACAUUCCAGUGCUCAAAUAGUGCAAUAUAUUCUAGCAGCAGAAUUAAAAUAUACAUGUUUCAUGAAGCAGUACUAAAUCAUAUAUUCCGUAUUCAUCAUAUUUUGAUAUUUUUUAAACUUAAUUCAGUUGAGAAAGUCAUAAUUUCUAGAUUACAGUGAAUAAAAAUAUGAUUGUUGUACAUCUGUGAUUCAGGGUAAUUUUUUAAUUGUUAAUAAUUUAUUUUUAUUAUCAAAUCUACUUUGAUAAAGCUUUUUUUUAUGCAGACACAAAUAUUAAUUCAAUAACAGAUAAGUUUUACUC